AUGAUCUACGUUUGCUCCGCUCAGGCUGGUUGCACCAAAACUUUUACUAAAUGUAACGAAUUCAAGAGACACAAGGCUGCACAUUCACCCGAGUCCGUGGUUAUCUCCGCCCAUGUGUGCCGCUUUGACGGAUGUGACUUUGUAACGUUGUCAAAACCCAGCUUCGAAAUCCACACCGACAAACAUACUGGCAAACAGCGGUACGUUUGUCCUACAGGUUGUGGCUUCAAGACCCACAACCCUGCCUCCCUGACGCUCCACCGCAAGGCAGAACAUGGAUAUGUUCCUAAUCCGCGCCGCCCACGCCGCAGUGGUCGUACUGCCGCCCGGUCCGCAUCUUACACGACCUCGUUGACUUCAUUCCAGCCUCAGCCUCAGCCCCAGCCUCAGCCUCAGCCCCAGCCCCAGCCCCAGCCUCAGUUCCAGUUCCAGCCUCAGCUCCGGCCCCAGUUCCAGUUCCAGGCUUGGCCCCAGCCUCAGCUCCAACCUCAGCCCCAGCCCCCUGCUCCCAACCAACCCCAGCAAAACCCCAACAACAUGUUGGGAGUCAUUCACGUCAGGCCUAACACAGUGCAGGCCUAUACCGCCCCCGCCCGCGCCAAUGGGUGGCAGCCCCCUGCCGCACCUCAGUAUUACUAUCAGUAUUACCCCUGUGUCGCGCCAGGUGCCCUGAACGCAUACAACAUGCAUGCCGCGCCCGCAGCAGGUGCCAAUGGGUGGGGUGCGGGCUACCAGGGUUAUCCGUACAGGUAUUAUUAGUUCGCAUGGAUUCAAGAAUCGGUUUUGUUCCUUUUUUCUCGACUCAAUGGACGCAAAUGCUGUCAAGGACUUGAUUUCUCGCAGGAAGGUUCGAAAAUGGACAAAUUCAUGAAUAGGAGGAGGAAGAGGACGCGUACAAAGACGACCAUCGGACCUCAUAUAUGCGCUCUUCAAUGGGUUGUGGACAAGCUGCGAGGAUUAUUCUGCGGGUCAGAUGUUACAUAAAAUAUGGCGUCGUGUCGAAUUUUCUUGGUAUCACUUGGCGAAGUUGUAAUUAUAAUCACUUGGACUUCAAAGCUGUCGUU
Suillus subaureus is the source of this 1064-nucleotide messenger RNA. RefSeq lists its product as uncharacterized. The record is from RefSeq and is a predicted model, not a curated record. Bases 1 to 759 code for a protein of 252 amino acids. The transcript is spliced from 4 exons. NCBI's taxonomy places the organism in Eukaryota, Fungi, Basidiomycota, Agaricomycetes, Boletales, Suillaceae.